AUGUGUCCCAGUUGUGAGGCGGACUUCUGGGGACCUCACUGCACAAACCGUUGCCAGUGUCAGAACGGCGGGCGCUGUAACCCCAUCACGGGCGCCUGCAUGUGUACCGAGGGCUACCAGGGGUGGCGCUGUGAGGAGCAGUGUGAGCACGGAUACUACGGCAAAGGCUGCCAGCUCAUCUGCCAGUGCCUGAACGCCGCCACCUGCAACCACGAGACCGGCGAGUGUCUGUGUACGCCCGGAUACACGGGGGCUUUCUGUGGAGAGCGCUGCCCCUCUGGGAGUCACGGCCCUCAGUGUGAGCGCCGCUGCCCCUGUCAGAACGGAGGGACCUGCCACCACAUCACCGGAGACUGCUCCUGUCCCGCCGGCUGGACGGGUUCCGUCUGUGCCCAGCCGUGUCCCAUCGGCAAAUACGGCAUUAACUGCAGCAAGGACUGUUCGUGCCGUAACGGAGGCGUGUGCGACCACGUGAGCGGCCAGUGCCAGUGCGCCGCGGGCUUCAGCGGACGCAGGUGUCAGGAGGACUGUCCCGUGGGCACCUAUGGCCCGCAGUGCAACCACAGGUGUCAGUGUCAGAACGGAGCCAAGUGCCACCACAUCACCGGGGCCUGCAUGUGCGAGACGGGCUUUAAAGGCCCUAACUGUCAGGAGCGCUUCUGUCCGAGCGGUUUGUACGGCCUCAUCUGCGACAAGUACUGCCCCUGUAACAGCAGCAACAGCCUGAGCUGCCACCCUCUGUCUGGAGAGUGUACCUGUGCGUCUGGAUGGACCGGCCUCUUCUGUAACGAGAGCUGCCCCCCAGGGUCCUAUGGAGAGAUCUGUUCCGAGUCCUGCAGCUGCGCCAACGGAGCCGACUGCCACCCGGUGAGCGGGGCCUGCGUCUGUGCCCCCGGGUUCAUGGUCCAACGAGGACAGUCCAAGGUGUGGUACCAUCUUUCACACUGCUUCAAAUGCCCCGUGGACCCAACGGAGAGGACUCUGACGCAAGUUAAAGCAGACAUUGCUGCAGCUGUUGGUCCAGAUUCAACCCCUUACUCAUCGGCUGAUGGUGAAGAUCUCUCUACGCAACCCAGCUCCGGGGCUCCGGAGGGGGAAAGAGAGGGAAAUGGGGAAGUAUAG
Molecule: messenger RNA, 1122 nt
Organism: Knipowitschia caucasica
Lineage: Eukaryota; Metazoa; Chordata; Actinopteri; Gobiiformes; Gobiidae
Source: the annotation of a GenBank genome assembly